Spirometra erinaceieuropaei is the source of this 1772-nucleotide messenger RNA. Lineage: Eukaryota; Metazoa; Platyhelminthes; Cestoda; Diphyllobothriidea; Diphyllobothriidae. The record is from the annotation of a GenBank genome assembly.
AUGAUGAGCGUUGGGGAGGUAAUUCACCCUUUUCUGUACUAUGGUUUCGGAGGACGAGGAAAAAGCUGGCACUGUCGGAAUACUUUUCUGCAGCGAAUGCAACAAUAUGCUUUAUCCGAAGGAGGACAAGCGGCACAAACGUCUGAUGUACGCAUGUCGCAAUUGCGACUACACACAAGCAGCGGACAACCCGUGCGUGUACGUCAACAGACUCGAGCAAGAAAUCGAGUAAGCGUCUGUGCGAAAAUCAGUUUACAGUUUUUAUAGCCCUUUUUAUUGAUCUUAAGGCUUAGCCGUGCACAUGCAUGCUUUUCCUAUGUUACCGCGAAUAACAAACCGCCCACAGAAUACUGUGGUAGAGCUAUCAUAUCCAUGCUUUUAGCGGCUUUUAGCGCAAACAUGUUAUUUACAGGAUUUCAGUGGCAUCUUUAUAGUAACAAUGAACAAUUAUGCCCACGCGGACUUGGUUACCAGGGGGUAGCCAGUAAAUCAAGGGGCAAGGAAACCACUUGUAAAAUUUUUCAGUCGUUUAGCGUCAUGAAACUGUUCGAGUGCUGGUUGAGCAACGAGUCAACGUCGAAUAUUAGGCGUGGUCCGUUGCGUUCGCAAUUUCUUUCCUCUCGCGUUAGUACCUCUUUUACGCCGCUUCAACCACCGCCAAACCUUAACACAACUAAUUGAUCUCACUUAUUAACCGUCACAGAACACUAACAGUCGUGAUUUUGUGGGUAGUUUGGAAUCGCUGAGGUCAGGCUGCUUUAGCUUCCUCAUCAUGUGACCACAACUGCACUCACGUGAGACUUGAGAUUCCUCUGUUGAAGCUUGGAACGCGGUAAGUUGCGGCGCGUUUCAUUAGUCGCAUACGUAGAUGGACUUUUUAGCCUUGCCAUCCUUUUCGAUCGCGUCCUGAACUUGUUCUUUCAUAAGAACCCGAUAGGCGCAGGUCCACUGGAUCACGUUAGGAUUGGAGAGAGCGAGUGAGGCCGAUGUUACGCCCAAUGGUACAGUGCGCGGAAGCAAACGCGCUGCUUUCCCAAGUCAGUAGUGGUCACAGUCGUGUUCUUCGGACGACUUGCUGACUCAAACAACCAUUAGUACCAAAACGUGCAUAGACUGGGUGAGGAUCUAGAGGUGAGCACGAUGAACGGGUUGAAAGUCCCCUUAGAUGGAAAAGGAAUGAACCCAUUCUAAACCGCUCUCGGUAUGCGCCGACCAGAACUCUUGGAAGCGGUGCGAUUCGUGAAUCGUUGUGCGUCCCGCAAAUUUGGGGCUUGCAGGUCAUUUGGCCCUAGAAUUAUGUGCACUUCGUUUAGUAGAUGGUGGUUUGAUUACAGGCUUAAUUUUCGCCUGAGCCACGUCGAUUAUUUUCAGGCUUUAAAUGGCAACUAUAAGACCGGCUAACUCGGGUGGCCCGAGACAGCGGGACCUAUGAUCAGAAUGCCUAACGUUGAUUGUGACAUGUUUGAGAAAUAAACAGCCAGUACUUCUUUGGGACUAGGCCACCGUCGAAGUUUCUUCCCCUUGCCGCAUUUUUUCACUCUUCGUUCUUGCUCAUAGUACUUCCUACACUUCUUGGGUUUAGUGAACUGGCUCUCAUUGUACCGGACGUAGUUCACGAUCCCACUCUUCCCCGCACGGAGGACCACAUCUGUCGUCGCUGUGGAAAACAGGAGGCGGUAUUCUUCCAAUCGCAGACCGUCAAAGCCGAAGAGAACAUGCGACUGUACUAUGUCUGCACCAAUCUCGACUGCCUGUACAAAUGGACCGAGUAA